GAUUUCAGCUGAUAGCUACAAGGUUGUGCAUGCCAGCUCACCAACUAUACUGUGCGCUCACAGUGCUUCUGCCUUACAGCACCACGUGAUUAUCAUUAGCACACUAAUUGCAUUCAUUUCCAUGUGGUGACAGCCAGAUGUCACAGUGAGUUUCGAAGCUAGGCUUAUACGGAUGCCCGGCCCCAAGAUGGCUGAAGGGGCCUAGAUCACCAAAUCCUGCCGCAGUCCUCGCUCUGGCUUCCUCCUCUAACCUGCUCAGCAGUAGUGGCUGCUGAGGAGGCCUCUAAGAGUAAAAGCUGAAUAUUAAAGAUGUUCUUUGGCGCAUCUAGUAGGAGCCGGAUUAAGGUUUAACUUGGGACGGUGUGGAGAGCAGGGUAGCAGCCACAUCUAUAUGCUUCAGAGAGAAUGCCAACACCCACAUCAUCCCAGUGGUUGUUUUUGUACUUCGUGACUCUGUCGCCUUCUCCCGUUUUGGUGCUGUUGCUCCUGUGCUGGUCUUGUGGUGCUGUCAUGACAGGGAUACAGGGAGCUAUGAGGCCUGUGAGGACGGGAGCUGGAGGCACGGCCUCCUCUCCCCCCGGCCUUCCCCUCGGCCGCCUUUCCAUGCCGGGGAAGGCCGAGCCUCUCCGGGUGUGACUUGAGACCAGCGGGACAGCACGGUUGUGCUGUACGGUGUGAUGGGAAGCGUAUCCAGAGCUGCAGCAACAAGUGAGAAAACCUAGGCUGGAAAAAGUGGUGUGUUUGUAAAGGUGACUUUGUAGAAAGCUGGCCCUGAGGAUCAGACUCACCACUCUUUCUGGAAAAACAUCCCGGUGAAUGCACUGCAAUACGGGCACAAAACAGAAUUCUAAUGUUGUGUGUUUUCUAAAAUCAUCCAUAGAGGGUUGAUUAAAAAAUAUGCAGUAAUACAUUUAUUGCAUUACCUCGUUAGAGCAAUGAUGGUCUCUAAGCAGCAUUUUUUCUGGGGAUUAAUGGCCAGAAGGGGCUAGAUCUGCAGCUGAUGAUCACCAUUAACCCCAUCUGGUCAAUAAUCCUUGUUAAUCCACUUUUAUUGGCCAGAGAGCCUGCCUAGCCUAGGGUUAGCACAGCACACGGGGGCUGCAGAUUUGCCGCUCUUUCAGGGAAAAUUAAACGUGGGCUGCAGCUGAAAGCUGGCAUCCUCCACCCCUGCAAGCCUGAAAGGCCAGGUCCUCAGCCCGCCUGAAUGACUUAGCUGCGCCAGACCAACUAUUUUUCCUAAAUGAUCUAUUGAAUAAUUAUUCUCAAGAACAUACAACUUGUUUUUCGCUGCAUCCCCUUAGAUCUUUGUGUGAUUGUUAUCUACGGCCCAGACUCAUCUCCCAGGCUGGCUGUGGCUUUGCAGGCUGGUUUUUGUUACUGCCACGAGCAAAACCUGUGCUGUGACAAGGGGCACAGGCCAGGCUGGCUGUGCUCCCCUGAGUCCUUGCCUCGCACAGAGGUUCAGGUUUCCUCCAGCCUGCCCCGAAGCAGCACCUCACGCUCAGCCAGCCACCCAGCCGUGUUGCUUCCUGAUAAAAACUCCUUUAAUGGCCAAGGGCUCCCAUUUACCUGGAGGGCAGAGCAGACAAGGCAUUGCUUCCCGAUGACCUGAGGACCCUUCUGGAGGAGGCAAAGGAAAUGAAGUGGCCCUUUGUGCCGGAGAAGUGGCAGUACAAACGAGACGUUGGCCCAGAGGACAAAACAAACCUGCAGGAUAUGAUCAGCGCCAGGCUCCCCGAUCUGCUGGUUUAUUUGAAGGCUUCCAUCAUGGCCAAGGACUGUGUGACGGCGGCUGCUGUUGUGUUCCUGAUCGACCGGUUCCUGUACUGGAUUGAUGCCUCAAGCAACCUCCUGAAGAUCGCCAAGGGCCUGCACAAGCUGCAGCCCGCCACGCCGAUCGGUCCUCAGGUGGUCAUCCGCCAGGCUCGCCUUGCCGUCAAUGCAGGUAAACUCUUAAAAGCUGAAUAUAUCCUAAGCAGCCUUAUUAAUGACAAUGGAGCAACAGGUACCUGGCAAUAUGCUAAUGAAAGUGAUAGGAUCCUUGUUCAGUCGGUCUGCUUACAAAUCAGAGGACAGAUUCUGCAAAAGCUUGGGAUGUGGUAUGAGGCAGCAGAGUUGAUUUGGGCUUCAGUUGUAGGAUAUUUCAAACUUCCUCUACCAGAUAAAAAGGGAAUUGCUACCUCCUUGGGUAUUAUAGCUGAUAUCUUUUCUUCCAUGAAUGAGAAGGAUUAUAUACGUUUUAAAACCAAUGCUGAGAUUGACCUGAGCCUUCUCCGGGAGUUCAGCCAUCGCUUACUAUCAGCUGCUGAAGCCUGCAAACUGGCGGCAGCCUACAGCCAGUAUACCCCACUGUUUGUGCUCACAGCAGUGAACAUCCGUGGGGUGUGUUUGCUGUCCUAUAGUCACUCCAAGGACUGUCCCCCCGAAAGAAGAAGGUUCUACUUGUCUGAAGCCAAAGAAUCCUUUGAGAUCGGCCUCCUCACCAAGAAUGAAAACAGUCCUGUCACCAGCAAGCAGGAGCUCCAUAGCUUUAUUAAAGCUGCUUUCUGCCUCACAACUGUGCAUCGAUGGCUCUAUGGGGACAGUGAGAAGCUCCAUGAGGUGGGUCAGCUCUGUAGGGAAGCCAUGGGAAAACUGCAUGCGUACAGCACUUCGCUUGCAGAAGAGGAAGAGAAAGGAGUGCUUGCCAAGGAGAUCAUGUCUCUGAUCACGUCCAUUAAGAAGCACUUGCAAGUGGAAAGCUUUCCUAAUUCUGAUGCCAGGUCUUACAUUCCAGACAGCUACAAAAGCGCAGUGCAAAAACCUAUCCUGCAAGGUGGGGCCAGCUUUGAGAAGAUCCUUGCCAAGCAUUCUCAGCAUCAUCUGUCAGUGUGUGAAGUGUUUAAAAAUACUUGCAGGAUUCAUAAAACCACACCAGGAGAAAUGCACACGGGAGCUUGUAUCACAACCUUAAAAACAGAAACCAAAAACAUGGACACUGUAUGCACCACUGAAGAAGCAGCAUACCAGAGGAAAGGUGCUGGCAAAAUGGCCAAUACACAAAAAGCAGAAAGUAGCUCAGAGAGACUCAGUGGCCAAACAAGAAACAAACACUUCGCUUCUGAUGUGAUCAAUAUUUCCUUUGAAGAAGAGACUGAACCAUUUGAAAUAGUAAUAAAUGAUGGAAACAGUGCUUUCGGCAGAUGGCAAAACAGGAGUCAAACCACCACUUCAGAGAACUCAUGGUGCAAGCUGUCGCUGUCAAGUUACUCCUCCAGCUGGGAGGAACUGAGCUGUAAUAGCGGCCAAGAACCUUCCAGGGAAGGGCAGCUGCAGCAGAAGGGCUCAGCAGAGGAGCAGUGUUGCACAACAGAAUCCACCGAAUACGACCAAGUAGCUCACCUGCACUCACUGCCUCCAAGAGCCCAUCAGCCUUCUCCUCGAGAGCUCCCGCGUGGCUCGGUGGGGUCUCCUCACGCUCCCCCGGCCAGAAGGCCCGGGCAGGGCGGCUGCAGCACCACGGACAGCGGGCUCGUACCGAGGCAGGCACCCAAAUCCCACUUGGCCUGGGUGCAGCCAGCAGGAGGAACUGGGGGCAGACGCGAGGGUCCCUCGUCUGACCACAGCCCCGCCACAAAUGGGGUGGCUGUUGCAGAGUCUACGGGCACUGAGCCAGAAAUGGCCAGCGAGGCCCCUGUGGGUAACCGGCUGGGGAAAUCUCCAGCCGUGGCCAGGAACAGGUCUCACAAAAUGGUUGAUGUCGACCCCCAGGCAGAAACGGUAGAUGGCACUGAAUUUGAUUUCGUCAGUAUUGGGGACUUGGUAAACAAUUAUCCCACAGAGACUGGUCCAGAGCAUCAGCCAGCUCCAGGUGCAUCAACAGCUUUACCCUCAGGGGGAAAGAUGUCCAAAGUCAACUACUUUGACUGUGCUACUACUGAAGAAGAAGAAGAAAAGCCUCAGGACAGGGUGAGCAGCCGGAGGCCAUCCAGUUCAUCUCUGAGUCCAUGGCACAACUCAGCUCAGAAGCCCAAGUGUUCCCCUGAAGGUCCAUUUUUGAAUCCAAGGGGAAAUGGUCUUGCCUUUACACCUGGGAGAACAAAGGAAGAAAUCCUUGAUGCUCGAAUUCUGAGGGAUGAUGACUACGUGCAGCUUCUGGCAGGAGUAGAGCAUAACUGGCUUGUCCAGAGACUGACGCCUACUGGAAUUUUUAAGCCUAAACAGCUUCAUAAAGCAUACUCAGCUCUUCUUUUGAAAUACUCAAAGAAAUCAGGCCUCUGGACAGGCCAGGAAACAGCUGUAUUCAUUGGGGACUACCUGAAUGUGGCAAAGGAAGGCAAACAGAGAAAUGCAUUUUGGAUACACUUCCUGCACCAAGAAGAAAGCCUGGGAAGGUAUGUUGGGAAAGAAUAUAAAGAAGAAAAGGGGCUUCUUCAUCAUUUCAGUGAUGUGGAACGACAAAUGACUGCUCAGUACUACGUGACGGAAUUCAACAAAAGGCUGUAUGAGCAAAAGGUCCCUACCCAAAUCUUUUAUAUCCCAUCUGCAGUACUUCUGAUACUGGAAAACAGAACAAUAAAAGGAUGUGUGAGCGUGGAGCCCUACAUCCUGGGGGAGUUUGUGAAGCUGUCCAAUAACACAAAGGUGGUAAAGAAUGAGUACAAAGCCACCGAGUAUGGUCUGGCCUAUGGCCAUUUCUCCUACGAGUACUCCAAUGGAACAGACGUUGUUGUUGACCUGCAAGGCUGGGUGACGGGGAACGGGAAAGGCCUCAUCUACCUCACAGACCCACAGAUUCAUUCUGUUAAUAGCAAAGAUGUUUCACGCUCUAACUUUGGGAAGAGAGGAAUUUAUUACUUCUUCAAUAACCAACAUGUGGAGUGCAAUGAAAUCUGUCAUUGCCUUUCUUUAACGAGACCCCCGGUAGAGCCACCAAUGUAGACUCACACAAGAGACCCAAGCGGAAGAUGACCCAUAAGAUGGGCAGUAUUUUAUCCUACACGCUUCUAGGAGCAUGUUGUCUUUGUGAGAACAGAGGCCCUGAGAUGACACUCACAUGAGUCUGGUCAGCCAUUACCUGCACCAUUUUGGGAAAGUUCUGGUCUGUGCAUCCCAGCUGGUAUUACCAUGUUACCAUCUUGUGGACCACCUGAAAUGCUUGUUCUUAUAGGCAUCUGUCAGACUCGGCAGAACAGAGGAGGAAGAAAGCAGCCUCCAAAAUUCAGCUAGAGGUGUGUUACAAGACUGUAUAAACAUCCAGUGCACCAGCAGACGCAGUGAGGGCAACAGGCACCAUCUGCUCUUCGAAAAUGGAGUAGAGCGAGAGUAAAACAGAGCGAGGCAGAAGCAGAGACUUGUGUUUCAACCAUCUGUAAAAUUCACAGAAAGUUGUAUAAAUGCUUCGGGGACCAAAUGGUGAUGUUUUGGGUUGUUAACAAAUAAAAACACAAUUUCUUUCAGAGGGG
This is a messenger RNA of Oxyura jamaicensis (ruddy duck), 5444 nucleotides long. It is a transcript of the gene ALPK1, whose product is annotated as alpha kinase 1. The coding region runs from base 1639 to 4920 and encodes 1093 amino acids. The record is from RefSeq and is a predicted model, not a curated record. Gene Ontology annotation, biological process: protein phosphorylation. Gene Ontology annotation, molecular function: ATP binding; protein serine/threonine kinase activity. NCBI's taxonomy places the organism in Eukaryota, Metazoa, Chordata, Aves, Anseriformes, Anatidae. The transcript is spliced from 13 exons.